Messenger RNA from Closterium sp. NIES-65, 11096 nucleotides. NCBI's taxonomy places the organism in Eukaryota, Viridiplantae, Streptophyta, Zygnematophyceae, Desmidiales, Closteriaceae. The record is from the annotation of a GenBank genome assembly.
CCCCAUUCUCCCGCUUUCCAUCACCCCGCCCCAUUCUCCCGCUUUCCAUCACCCCGCCCCAUUCUCCCUCCUUCCAUCACCCCGCCACAUUCUCCCGCUUUCCAUCACCCCGCCCCAUUCUCCCGCUUCCCAUAACCCCACCCCAUUCUCCCGCUUUCCAUCACCCCACCACAAUUUCCUGCUUUCUAUCACCCCGCCCCAUUCUCCCUCCUUCCAUCACCCCGCCCCAUUCUCCCGCUUUCCAUCACCCCGCCCCAUUCUCCCGGUUUCCGUCACCCCGCCUCAUUCUCCCGCUUUCCAUCACCCCGCCCCAUUUUCCCGAUUUCCAUCACCCCGCCCCAUUCUUCCGCUUUCCAUCACCCCGCCCCAUUUUCCCGCUUUCCAUCACCCCUCCCCAUUCUCCCUCCUUCCAUCACCCCGCCCCAUUCUCUCGCUUUCCAUCACCCCGCCCCAUUCCCGCUUUCCAUCACCCCGCCCAAUUCUCCCGCUUUCCAUCACUCCGCCCCAUUAUCCCUCCUUCCAUCACCCCACCCCAUUCUCCCUCCUUCCAUCACCCCGCCCCAUUCUCCCGCUUUCCAUCACCCCGCCUCAUUCUCCCGCUUCCCAUAACCCCACCCCAUUCUCUCGCUUUCCAUCACCCCGCCACAUUCUCCCACUUUCCAUCAGCCCGCCCCAUUCUCCCGCUUUCCAUCACCCCGCCCCAUUUUCCCGCUUUCCAUCACCCCUCCCCUUUCUCCCGCUUUCCAUCUCCCCGCCCCAUUCUCCCGCUUUCCAUCACCCCGCCCCAUUCUCCGGCUUUCCAUCAGCCCGCCCCAUUCUCCCGCUUUCCAUCACCCCGCCCCAUUUUCCCGCUUUCCAUCACCCCUCCCCUUUCUCCCGCUUUCCAUCUCCCCGCCCCAUUCUCCCGCUUUCCAUCACCCCGCCCCAUUCUCCCGCUUUCCAUCACCCCGCCCCAUUCUUCCGCUUCCCAUCAUCUCGCCCCAUUCCCCCGCUUUCCAUCACCCCUCCCCAUUCUCCCUCCUUCCAUCACCCCGCUCCAUUCUCUCGUUUUCCAUCACCCCGCCCCAUUCUCCCGCUUUCCAUCACGCCGCCCCAUUCUCCCGCUUUCCAUCACCCCGCCCCAUUCUCCCUCCUUCCAUCACCCCGCCCCAUUCUCCCGCUUUCCAUCACCCCGCCCCAUUCUCCCGCUUCCCAUAAACCCACCCCUUUCUCCCGCUUUCCAUCACCCUUCCACAUUUUCCCACUUUCCAUCACGUCGCCCCCUUCUCUCUCCUUCCAUCAUCCCGCCCCAUUCUCCCUCCUUCCAUCACCCCGCCCCAUUCUCUUGCUUUCCAUCAGCCCGCCCCAUUCUCCCGCUGUCCAUCACCCCGCCCCUUUUUCCCGCUUUCCAUCUCCCCGCCCCAUUCUCCCGCUUUCCAUCACCCCGCCCCAUUCUCCCGCUUUCCAUCACCCCGCCCCAUUCUUCCGGUUCCCAUCAUCCCGCCCCAUUCCACCGCUUUCCAUCACCCCUCCCCAUUCUCCCUCCUUCCAUCACCCCGCCCCAUUCUUCCGCUUUCCAUCACCCGCCCCAUUCUCCCGCUUUCCAUCACCUCGCCCCAUUCUCCCGCUUUCCAUCAUCCCACCCCAUUCUUUUGCUUUCCAUCACCCCGCCCCAUUCUCCCGCUUUCCAUCACCCUGCCCCAUUCAACCGCUUUCCAUCACCCGCCCCAUUCUCCCGCUUUCCAUCACGCCGCCCCAUUCUCCCGCUUUCCAUCACCCCGCCCCAUUCUCUCUCCUUCCAUCACCCCGCCCCAUUCUCCCGCUUUCCAUCACCCCGCCCCAUUCUCCCGCUUCCCAUAACCCCACCCCUUUCUCCCGCUUUCCAUCACCCCGCCACAUUUUCCCACUUUCCAUCACCUCGCCCCCUUCUCUCUCCUUCCAUCAUCCCGCCCCAUUCUCCCUCCUUCCAUCACCCCGCCCCAUUCUCUUGCUUUCCAUCAGCCCGCCCCAUUCUCCCGCUGUCCAUCACCCCGCCCCUUUUUCCCGCUUUCCAUCACCCUGCCCCAAUCUCCCGCUUUCCAUCACCCCGCCCCAUUCUCCCUCCUUCCAUCACCCCGCCCCAUUCCCCCGCUUUCCAUCACCCCACCCCAUUCUCCCGCUUUCCAUCACCCCACCCCAUAUUCCCGCUUUCCAUCACCCCGCCCCACUCUCAAGCUUUCCAUCAGCCGCCCCAUUCUCCCGCUUUCCAUCACCCGCCUCAUUCUCCCGAUUCCCAUCAACCCGCCCCAUUCUCCCGCUUUCUAUCACCCGUCCCCAUUCUCCCUCCUUCCUUCACCCCGCCCCAUUCUCCCGCUUUCCAUCACCCCACCCCAUUCUCCCGCUUUCCAUCACCUCGCCCCAUUCUCCCGCUUUCCAUCACCCUGCCCUAUUCUCCCGCUUUCGAUCAACCUGCCCCAUUCUCCCGCUUUCCAUCACCCUGCCCGAAUCUCCCUCCUUCCAUCACCUCACCCCAUUCUCCCGCUUUCCAUCACCCCGCCCCAUUCUCCUGCUCUCCAUCACCCCGCACCAUUCUCCCGCUUUCCAUCACCCCUUCCCAUUCUCCUGCAUUCCAUCACCCGCCCCAUUCUCCCGCUUUCCAUCACCCCACCCCAGUCUCCCGCUUUCCAUCACCCCGCCCUAUUCUCCCCCUUUCCAUCAACCCGCCCCAUUCUCCCACUUUCCAUCACCCCACCCCAUUCUCCCGCUUUCCAUCACCCUGCCCCAUUCUCCCGCUUUCCUUCACCCCUCCCCAUUCUCCCGCUUUCCAUCACCGUGCCCCAUUCUCCCGCUUUCCAUUACCCCGCCCCAUUCUCCCGCUUCCCAUCAUCUCGCCCCCUUCUCCCGCUUUCCAUCACCCUGCCCCAUUCUCCCUCCUUCCAUCACCCCACCCCAUUCUCCCGCUUUCCAUCACCUCGCCCCAUUCUCCCGCUUUCCAUCACCCCGACCCAUUCUCCCGCUUUCCAUCACCCCGCCCCAUUCUCCUGCUUUCCAUCACCCGCCCCAUUCUCCCGCUUUCCAUCACCCCACCCCAGUCUCCCGCUUUCCAUCAUCCCGCCCUAUUCUCCCGCUUUCCAUCACCCCGCCCCAUUCUCCCGCUUUCCAUCACCCCACCCCAUUCUCCCGCUUUCCAUCACCCCGCCCCAUUCUCCCGCUUUCCAUCACCCCGCCCCAUUCUCCCGCUUUCCAUCACCCCGCCCCAUUCUCCCACUUUCUAUCACCCCACCCCAUUCUCCCGCUUUCCAUCACUCCGCCCUAUUCUCCCUCCUUCCAUCACCCCGCCCAAUUCUCCCGCUUUCCAUCACCCCGACCCAUUCUCCCACUUUCCAUCACCCCGCCCAAUUCUCUCGAUUUCCAUUCUCCCUCCUUCCAUCACCCCGCCCCAUUCUAACUCCUUCCAUCACCCCGCCCCAUUCUCCCGCUUUCCAUCAGCCCUCCCCAUUCUCCCGCUUUCCAUCACCCCGCCCCAUUCUCCCGCUUUCCAUCACCCUGCCCCAUUCUCCCGCUUUCCAUCACCCCGCCCCAUUCUCCCGCUUUCAAUCACCCCGUCCCAUUCUCCCUCUUUCCAUCACCCCACUCCAUUCUCCCGCUUUCCAUCACCCCGCCCUAUUCUCCCUCUUUCCAUCACCCCUCCCUAUUCUCGCUCUUUCCAUCACCCCGCCCCAUUCUCCCUCCUUCCAUCACUCCGCCCCAUUCUCCCGCUUUCCAUCACCCGCCCCAUUCUCCCGCUUUCCAUCACCCCGCCCCAUUCUCCCGCUUUCCAUCACCCCGCCCCAUUCUCCCGCUUUCCAUCACCCCGCCCCAUUCUCCCUCUUUCCAUCACCCCGCCCCGUUCUCCCGCUUUCCAUCACCCCGCCCCGUUCUCCCGCUUUCCAUCACCCCGACCCAUUCUCCCCCUUUCCAUCACCCCGCCACAUUCUCCCGCUUUCCAUCACCCCGCCCCAUUCUCCCUCUUUCCAUCACCCCGCCCUGUUCUCCUGCUUACCAUCACCCCGCCCCAUUCUCCCUCCUUCCAUCACCCCGCCCCAUUCUCCCGCUUUCCAUCACCCCGCCCCCUUCUCCCUCCUUCCAUCACCCGGCCCCAUUCUCCCUCCUUCCAUCACCCCGCCCCAUUCUCCCGCUUUCCAUCAGCCUGCCCCAUUCUCCCGCUUUCCAUCACCCCGCCCCUUUCUCCCGCUUUCCAUCUCCGUGCCCCAUUCUCCCGCUUUCCAUCACCCCGCCCCAUUCUCCCGCUUUCCAUCACCCCGCCCCAUUCUCCCGCUUCCCAUCAUCCCGCCCCAUUCUCCCACUUUCUAUCACCCCGCCCCAUUCUCCCUCCUUCCAUCACCCCGCCCCAUUCUCCCGCUUUCCAUCACCCCGCCCCAUUCUCCCGCUUUCCAUAUCCCCGCCCCAUUCUCCCUCCUUCCAUCACCCGCCCCGUUCUCCCUCCUUCCAUCACCCCGCCCCAUUCUCCCGCUUUCCAUCACCCCGCCCCAUUCUCCCACUUUCCAUCACCCCGCCCCAUUCUCCCGCUUUCCAUCACCCCGCCCCAUCCUCCCUCUUUUCACCACCCCGCCCCUUUCUCCCUGUUUCCAUCACCCCGCCCCAUUCUCCCGUUUUCCAUCACCCCACCCCAUUCUUACUCUUUCCAUCACCCCGCCCCAUUCUCCCUCUUUCCAUCACCCCGCCCCAUUUUCCCUCUUUCCAUCACCCUGCCCCAUUCUCUCGCAAUCCAUCACCCCGCCCCAUUCUCCCUCUUUCCAUCACCCCGCCCCGUUCUCCCUCUUUCCAUCACCCCGCUCCAUUCUCCCGCUUUCCAUCACCCAGCCCCAUUCUCCCUCUUUAGAUCACCCCGCCCCAUUCUCCCGCUUUCUAUCACCCCACCCCAUUCUCCCGCUUUCCAUCACCCCGCCCCAUUCUCCCUCUUUCCAUCAACCCGCCCCAUUCUCCCGCUUUCCAUCACCCCGCCCCAUUUUCCCGCUUUCCUUCACCCCGCCCCCUUCUCACGCUUUCCAUCACCCCGCCCCAUUCUCCCGCUUUCCAUAACCCCGCCCCAUUCUCCCUCCUUCCAUCACCCGCCCCGUUCUCCCUCCUUCCAUCAACCCGCCCCUUUCUCCCUCCUUCCAUCACCCCGCCCCAUUCUCCCUCUUUCCAUCACCCCGCCCCAUUCUCCCGCUUUCCAUCACCCCGCCCCAUUUUCCCGCUUUCCUGCACCCCGCCCCCUUCUCCCGCUUUCCAUCACCCCGCCCCAUUCUCCCGCUUUCCAUAACCCCGCCCCAUUCUCCCUCCUUCCAUCACCCGCCCCGUUCUCCCUCCUUCCAUCACCCCGCCCCUUUCUCCCUCCUUCCAUCACCCCGCCCCAUUCUCCCUCUUUCCAUCACCCCGCCCCAUUCUCCCGCUUUCCAUCACCCCGCCCCAUCCUCCCUCUUUUCACCACCCCGCCCCUUUCUCCCUGUUUCCAUCACCCCGCCCCAUUCUCCCGUUUUCCAUCACCCCACCCCAUUCUCACUCUUUCCAUCACCCCGCCCCAUUCUCCCUCUUUCCAUCACCCCGCCCCAUUUUCCCUCUUUCCAUCACCCUGCCCCAUUCUCUCGCUUUCCAUCACCCCGCCCCAUUCUCCCUCUUUCCAUCACCCCGCCCCAUCACCUUGCCCCAUUCUCCCGCUUUCUAUCACCCCACCCCAUUCUCCCGCUUUCCAUCACCCCGCCCCAUUCUCCCUCUUUCCAUCACCCCGCCCCAUUCUCCCGCUUUCCAUCACCCCGCCCCAUUUUCCCGCUUUCCUUCACCCCGCCCCCUUCUCCCGCUUUCCAUCACCCCGCCCCAUUCUCCCGCUUUCCAUAACCCCGCCCCAUUCUCCCUCCUUCCAUCACCCGCCCCCCCCAUUCUCCCUCUUUAGAUCACCCCGCCCCAUUCUCCCGCUUUCUAUCACCCCACCCCAUUCUCCCGCUUUCCAUCACCCCGCCCCAUUCUCCCUCUUUCCAUCACCCCGCCCCAUUCUCCCGCUUUCCAUCACCCCGCCCCAUUCUCCCUCUUUCUAUCACCCCUCCCCAUUCUCCCUUUUUCCAUCACCCCGCCCCAUUCUCCCUCUUUUCAUCACCCCGCUCCAUUCUCCCGCUUUCCAUCACCCGGCCCCAUUCUCCCGCUUUCUAUCACCCCGCCCCAUUUUCACUCUUUCUAUCACCCGGCCCCAUUUUCACUCUUUCCAUCACCGCGCCCCAUUCUCCCGCUUUCCAUCACCCCGCCCCAUUCUCCCUCUUUCCAUCACCCCGCCCCAUUCUCCCUCUUUCCAUCACCCCGCCCCAUUCUCCCUCUUUCCAUCACCCCGCCACAUUCUCCCUCUUUCCAUCACCCCGCCCUAUUCUCCCUGUUUCCAUCACCCCGCCCCAUUCUCCCUGUUUCCAUCACCCCGCCCCAUUCUCCCUGUUUCCAUCACCCCGCCCCGUUCUCCCUGUUUCCAUCACCCCACCCCGUUCUCGCCCUUUCCAUCACCCCUCCCCAUUCUCGCCCUUUCCAUCACCCCGCCCGAUUCUCCCGCUCUCAAUCACCCCGCCCCAUUUUCCUGCUUUCCAUCACCCCGCCCCAUUCUCCCUCUUUCCACCACCCCGCCCCAUUCUCCCUCUUUCCAUCACCCCGCCCCAUUCUCCCGUUUUCCAUCACCCCACCCCAUUCUCCCUCUUUCCAUCACCCCGACCCAUUCUCCCUCUUUCCAUCACCCCGCCCCAUUCUCCCUCUUUCCAUCACCCUGCCCCAUUCUCUCGCUUUCCAUCCCCCCGCCCCAUUCUCCCUCUUUCCAUCACCCCGCCCCAUUCUCCCUCUUUCCAUCACCCCGCCCCAUUCUCCCGCUUUCUAUCACCCCGCCCCAUUCUCCCGCUUUCCAUCACCCCGCCCCAUUCUCCCUCUUUCCAUCACCCCGCCCCAUUCUCCUGCUUUCCAUCACCCCACCCCACUCUCCCGCUUUCCAUCACCCCGCCCCAUUCUCCCUCUUUCUAUCACCCCUCCCCAUUCUCCCGCUUUCCAUCACGUGGACCUGGACGUGGAGGACUUGGACGUGGACGUGGACGCGGACGUGGACGCGAACGUGGACGCGGACGUGGACCGCGGACGUGGACGCGGAUGUGGACGUGGACGUGGACGUGGACGCAGACGUGGACGUGGACGCGGACGUGGACGUGGACGUGGACGUGGACGGGGAGGACGUGGACGUGGACGUGGACGGGGAGGACGUGGACGUGGACGGGGAGGACGUGGACGUGGACGUGGACGGGGAGGACGUGGACGUGGACGUGGACGGGGAGGACGUGCACGUGGACGUGGACGUGGACGUGGACAUGGACGUGGACGUGGACAUGGACAUGGACGUGGACGUGGACGUGGACGUGGACAUGGACGUGGACGCAGACGUGGACGUGGACGUGGACGUGGACGUGGACAUGGACAUGGACGUGGACGUGGACGCGGACGUGGACAUGGACGUGGACGCAGACGUGGACGUGGACGUGGACGUGGACGUGGACAUGGACGUGGACGUGGACGUGGACAUGGACGUGGACGCGGACGUGGACAUGGACGUGGACGCGGACGUGGACGCGGACGUGGACGCGGACGCGGACGCGGACGUGGACGCGGACGUGGACGUGGACGUGGAUGUGGACUUGGUCAUGGACGUGGACGUGGACUUGGACGUGGUCGUGGACGUGGACUUGGACGUGGACGUGGACUUGGACGUGGACGUGGACGUGGACUUGGACGUGGACGUGGACGUGGACUUGGACGUGGACGUGGACGUGGACGUGGAUUUGGACGUGGACGUAGACAUGGACGUGGACUUGGACGUGGACGUGGACGUGGACGUGGACUUGGACGUGGACGUGAACUUGGACGUGGACUUGGACGUGGACGUGGACGUGGACUUGGACGUGCACGUGGACUUGGACGUGGACGUGGUCCUGGACGUGGACGUGGACGCGGACGUGGACCUGGACGUGGAGCUGGUCAUGGACGUGGAUGUGGACGUGGUCGUGGACGUGGACGUGGACCUGGACGUGGACGUGGACGUGGUCGUGGACCUGGACGUGGUCGUGGACGUGGACGUGGACGUGGACUUGGACGUGGAUGUGGACGUGGACUUGGAUCUGGACGUGGUCGUGGACGUGGAUGUGGACGUGGACAUGGACGUGGACUUGGACGUGGAUGCGGACUUGGACGUGGACAUAGACGUGGACGUGGUCGUAGACGUGGACGUGGUCGUGGACGUGGACGUGGACUUGGACGUGGACGUGGUCGUGGACGUGGUCGUGGACGUGGACGUGGACGUGGACUUGGACGUGGACGUGGUCGUGGUCAUGGACGUGGACCUGGACGUGGACGUGGAGGUGGUCGUGGUCGUGGUCGUGGACUUGGACGUGGACGUGGACUUGGACGUGGACGUGGACUUGGACGUGGACGUGGACUUGGACGUGGACUUGGACGUGGACGUGGACGUGGUCGUGGACGUGGACAUGGACGUGGUCGUGGACGUGGACGUGGACGUGGACAUGGACUUGGACGUGGACGUGGUCGUGGACGUGGUCGUGGACGUGGACGUGGUCGUGGACGUGGUCGUGGUUGUGGACGUGGUCGUGGACGUGGACGUGGACUUGGACGUGGACCUGGACGUGGACGUGGACGUGGACGUGGAGGACGUGGACGUGGACGUGGACGUGCACGUGGUCGUGGACUGGGACGUGGACGUGGACGUGGACGUGGACGAGGUCGUGGACGUGGACUUGGUCGUGGACGUGGACGUGGUCGUGGACGUGGUCGUGGACAUGGACGUGGACGUGGUCGUGGACGUGGACGUUGUCGUGGACGUAGACGUGGACGUGGUCAUGGACGUGGACGUGGACGUGGACUUGGACGUGGACGUGGACUUGGACGUGGACGUGGACGUGGACGUGGUCGUGGACGUGGACUUGGACGUGGACGUGGACUUGGACGUGGACGUGGACGUGGACGUGGACGUGGACGUGGACGUGGACGUGGAUGUGGACUUGGUCGUGGACGUGGACGUGGACUUGGACGUGGACGUGGACGUGGACGUGGACGUGGUCGUGGACUGGGACGUGGACUUGGUCGUGGACGUGGACGUGGUCGUGGACGUGGACUUGGUCGUGGACGUGGACGUGGACGUGGACGUGGUCGUGGACGUGGACUUGGACGUGGACUUGGACGUGGACGUGGACGUGGACGUGGACUUGGACGUGGACGUGGACGUGGUCGUGGACGUGGACUUGGACGUGGACUUGGACGUGGACGUGGACGUGGACGUGGACGUGGACGUGGACGUGGACUUGGACGUGGACUUGGACGUGGACGUGGACGUGGACGUGGAUUUGGACGUGGACGUGGACGUGGUCGUGGACGUGGACUUGGACGUGGACUUGGACGUGGACGUGGACGUGGACUUGGACGUGGACGUGGACGUGGACUUGGACGUGGACUUGGACGUGGACGUGGACGUGGUCGUGGACUGGGACGUGGACUUGGUCGUGGACGUGGACGUGGUCGUGGACGUGGACUUGGUCGUGGACGUGGACGUGGACGUGGACGUGGUCGUGGACGUGGACUUGGACGUGGACGUGGACUUGGACGUGGACGUGGACGUGGACGUGGACGUGGACGUGGACUUGGACGUGGACUUGGACGUGGACGUGGACGUGGACUUGGACGUGGACGUGGACAUGGACGUGGACGUGGACUUGGACUUGGACGUGGACGUGGACUUGGACGUGGACGUGGACGUGGACGUGGACUUGGUCGUGGACGUGGACGUGGACGUGGACUUGGACGUGGACUUGGACGUGGACUUGGACGUGGACGUGGACGUGGACGUGGACGUGGACUUGGUCGUGGACGUGGACGUGGACGUGGACUUGGACGUGGACUUGGACGUGGUCUUGGACGUGGACGUGGACGUGGACUUGGACGUGGACUUGGACGUGGACGUGGACGUGGACUUGGACGUGCACGUGGACUUGGACGUGGAUGUGGUCCUGGAUGUGGACGUGGACGUGGACGUGGACCUGGACGUGGAGCUGGUCGUGGACGUGGAUGUGGACGUGGUCGUGGACGUGGACGUGGACCUGGACGUGGACGUGGACGUGGUCGUGGACCUGGACGUGGUCGUGGACGUGGACGUGGACGUCGACGUGGACUUGGACGUGGAUGUGGACGUGGACUUGGACGUGGACGUGGUCGUGGACGUGGAUGUGGACGUGGACAUGGACGUGGACCUUGACGUGGAUGCGGACUUGGACGUGGACGUAGACGUGGACGUGGUCGUAGACGUGGACGUGGUCGUGGACGUGGACGUGGACGUGGACUUGGGCGUGGACGUGGACGUGGUCGUGGACGUGGACGUGGACUUGGACGUGGUCGUGGUCAUGGACGUGGACCUGGACGUGGACGUGGACGUGGACGUGGUCGUGGUCGUGGACUUGGACGUGGACGUGAACUUGGACGUGUACGUGGACUUGGACGUGGACGUGGACUUGGACGUGGACUUGGACGUGGACGUGGACGUGGUCGUGGACGUGGACAUGGACGUGGUCGUGGACGUGGACGUGGACGUGGACGUGGACAUGGACUUGGACGUGGACGUGGACGUGGUCGUGGACGUGGUCGUGGACGUGGACGUGGACGUGGUCGUGGAUGUGGUCGUGGUCGUGGACGUGGUCAUGGACGUGGACGUGGACUUGGACGUGGACCUGGACGUGGACGUGGACGUGGACGUGGAGGACGUGUACGUGGACGUGGACAUGGACGUGGUCGUGGACUGGGACGUGGACGUGGACGUGGACGUGGACGUGGACUUGGACGUGGACAUGGACGUGGUCGUGGACGUGGUCGUGGACGUGGACAUGGACGUGGUCGUGGACGUGGACGUGGUCGUGGACGUGGACGUGGUCAUGGACGUGGACUUGGAUUUGGACGUGGACGUGGACGUGGACUUGGACGUGGACGUGGACUUGGACAUGGACGUGGACGUGGACGUGGUCGUGGACGUGGACUUGGACGUGGACGUGGACUUGGACGUGGACGUUCUCCUCCAGUCCUGUACGUAG